Triplophysa dalaica is the source of this 2580-nucleotide messenger RNA. RefSeq names its product apoptosis inhibitor 5 (gene api5). The transcript has 14 exons. Gene Ontology annotation, biological process: negative regulation of apoptotic process. The record is from RefSeq and is a predicted model, not a curated record. Gene Ontology annotation, molecular function: RNA binding. The coding region runs from base 227 to 1834 and encodes 535 amino acids. NCBI's taxonomy places the organism in Eukaryota, Metazoa, Chordata, Actinopteri, Cypriniformes, Nemacheilidae. Gene Ontology annotation, cellular component: nucleus.
CCGCUGCGCCGCACAGAGCAACAAACCCAAGCUGUCGUGUUGAACUCGAGGACGACGUCACGACCCUUGCGUCCAUAAUAACACCGUAUUCGCAGCUCAUAUAACCCCUGUGAUUUAAUAUCGCGACGCGCUUAAAACCAUUUGGGUGGGGACGAAGAAUUUGUCACAAAAAUAUAAACAAAAGCGCAUUUUUCAUUGAAAUCCACCGGUGAGGUCGGACACGCUGAUGGCGGCGACAGUGGAGGAGCUCUACCGUAACUAUGGCAUCCUCGCCGACGCGAAAGAGGAUCUCAGCAAGCAUAAAGAUGCCUAUCAGGUCAUUCUGGAUGGUGUCAAAGGUGGCCCAAAAGAGAAGCGACUAGCUGCACAGUUCAUUCCCAAGUUUUUCAGCAGUUUUCCAGAGCUGGCGGAUGCUGCCAUCAAUGCACAGCUUGAUCUGUGUGAGGAUGAGGAUGUAUCCAUUCGGAGGCAGGCUAUCAAAGAACUCCCGCGAUUUGCGUCUGGUGAGACCUUGCCCAGAGUCGCGGACAUCCUCACACAGCUUUUGCAGACAGGUAUUGAACGGAUGACCGAUGAUUCUGCUGAAUUCAAUCAAGUUAUCACGGCAUUGAUCUCCAUAUUCAAAAUUGAUGCAAAAGGAACUUUGGGAGGCUUGUUCAGUCAGAUCCUGCAAGGAGAAGAUAUUGUACGAGAAAGGGCGAUCAAGUUCCUUUCUACCAAGUUGAAAACUAUGCCAGAUGACACGAUGACAAAAGAGGUGGAGGAUUACAUCUUUACGGAGACUAAAAAGGUUCUGGAGGAUGUGACGGGGGAGGAGUUUGUGCUUCUGAUGCGUAUCCUGUCGGGACUGAAGACCAUGCAGACCGUCAGCGGGAGGCAGCAGCUGGUGGAGCUGGUGGUUGAACAGGCAUUCCUUGAGCAAGCCCUCAACCCUGCUGAUACUGACAGCGUUGAUCGGCUACUGCAGUGCACCCGUCAGGGUUUACCACUCUUUUCUAAAAAUGUGCAUUCUACACGCUUUGUGUCAUACUUCUGUGAAUACGUUCUCCCCAACCUCAGUCUCCUCACCAGCCCUGUAGCAGAACUGGACAUCCAGCUUGAGGUACUGAAGUUAUUAGCAGAGAUGAGUCCAUUUUGUGGAGACAUGGACAAACUUGAAGUCAACCUCAACAUGCUCUUCGAGAAGCUGCUGGAGUUCAUGCCCCUUCCUCCUGAAGAGGAGAAUGGAGAGAAUGCAGCGAACGAGGAGCCCAAACUGCAGUUCAGCUAUGUGGAGUGCCUGCUCUUCAGCUUCCAUCAGCUGGGCAAAAAACUACCUGACUUUCUCAUCGACAAAAUCAGCGCAGAGAAGCUUAAGGACUUCAAGAUCAGGCUACAGUACUUUGCUCGUGGACUGCAAGUAUAUAUUCGCCAACUGCGUGUUGCUUUGCAGGGCAAAACCGGAGACGCACUGAAGACAGAUGAGAAUAAAAUGAAAGUGGUGGCUUUGAAAAUCACCAACAAUAUAAAUGUUUUAAUCAAGGAUCUGUUUCAUAAUCCUCCAUCUUACAAAAGCACAGUUACUCUGUCCUGGAAGCCAGUACAGAAGGCUGAGGCAACAGCAGUGGUUGGUCAGAAGAGGCUGUCUGGAGAUGACGUGGGAGCAACAGCUACAGCAAAGAAGCUUCCCCCAAGUUUGCCCAGGAGAGAUGCCCGUCAGAUCUACAAUCCACCCAGUGGGAAAUACAGUGCGACCAUUGGUAACUUCUCAAAUGAACAAAGAGGAGGCUUCAGGGGUGGUCGGGGGCGGGGUUUUGGAGGAAGAGGAAACAGAAGCCGGGGUCGAAUUUAUUAAGAGGACUGCCCCACAUGGAACAGCAUAACCACAACUACCCAACUUCUCUACCACCCUUCCUGCGUCUCUCACACAUCCUCCAUCUAUUCGUUUCUCCACAUUUGUUUUUUAUUCUUGCGUGUGUUUUUGAAAAUCCUAAACAGUUCCUCACCAUCAGAGCCGGCUACUCGUUUUUUUGUUGUUGUCCUGGAUCAUUGUGGAACAAGACUGCCGAGGUGUACUUUUAUUAAGGAGUUUUGUAUGGUGACAUCGUUUGUACUUUUCUUUUUUUAACCUUUUUAAUUUUUCAGUGUUUUUGUUUGGAUCAAAAUUACAAAUUUGUAAGAAGUUACUAAGUCUAAAUUUUAUCAUAAACUUGUGUGGUUCAAAUCAAUUGCUGUCAUUGAUAUUUUCUUCAGGACAUAACAUAUUUAAGUUUUUACGACACCUCUUAUGCCCUGAUGUGUGCCGCUAACUUGAUUGUAUAAGUUUAUAGAUAUUUUUGAGAUGGUUUAAGAUGUUCAAUGAAAAUUGUCCUUGUAGAGUAGAAUUUGUUUUGUCUAUACAUCGCUACAAAAAGGGUUUAAGGAACCAAUCUUUUUCAGGUAUUGCUUGCAUUUGAGUAUUCCAUUUAAAACAUUUUGCAUGCAUAGUUUAUAGGAGAUAUUUUGAUGUUUUGGACUGACAGGGAAAAGACAUUUAUGUAUAACACUGUUGUUUUCCUUUUGGACAGAUUUUCACCCACAUUAAAAAUCUUUGCCUUUUCA